Salvelinus fontinalis (brook trout) is the source of this 4868-nucleotide messenger RNA. Its product is annotated as hydroperoxide isomerase ALOXE3-like. The coding region runs from base 1830 to 3839 and encodes 669 amino acids. The record is from RefSeq and is a predicted model, not a curated record. NCBI's taxonomy places the organism in Eukaryota, Metazoa, Chordata, Actinopteri, Salmoniformes, Salmonidae. Gene Ontology annotation, biological process: lipid oxidation; linoleic acid metabolic process. The transcript has 15 exons. Gene Ontology annotation, molecular function: protein binding; oxidoreductase activity, acting on single donors with incorporation of molecular oxygen, incorporation of two atoms of oxygen; iron ion binding.
CACCUUUUGUCUAAUCCAUUUGCACAACAGCAUGUGAAAUUUAUUGUCAAUCAGUGUUGCUUCCUAAGUGGACAGUUUGAUUUCACAGAAGUGUGAUUGACUUGGAGUUACAUUGUGUUGUUUAAGUGUUCCCUUUAUUUUUUUGAGCAGUGUAUAAAAUAAUUAACCUACUUGUAUUACAUUAGCUUCCAUUUUCAAUAGGCUAUAGUCCUUAAAGGUAUAGUUCACCCAAAUUACAAAAAUGACACUUUGGUUUCCUUACCCUGUAAGCAGUUAUGACAGUAAUCCAUGCUUUGUUUUAGUUCCCCUGAAACUGUUUGUGGCACAAAUUUAAUUCAAGUCAUGGGACCGAUGUUAGCAUUUUUUACACAUGUCUAAAUCAUCCGAAAGUAUCUCAAAUGAAUUGUGAAGCUCAACAAAGUCACUGUUUUGAACAUGAUGUGUGAAAAAUGCUCAUUUCGGUCCCAUGACUUGAAUGGGAUUUGUGCCAUUAGCAUGUGGAAACACGUAUUGCCAAAGACACUAAACUAGAGCAUGGACAUCUGUCAUAACUUGUCCAUAGACUGCUAACAGGGUAAGGAAACCUAUCCCUAAGGACCAUAGCCUACUGUAGUGUGCUUGUCCUCUUGCUCAGUUGUGCUCCGGGGCCUCCAACUCCUCUUUCUAUUCUGGUUAGAGCCUGUUUGAAAUUCAGUUUCUUGGCAAUUUCUCACAUGGAAUAGCCUUCAUUUCUCAGAACAAGAAUAGACUGGCGAGUUUCAGAAGAAAGGUCUUUGUUUCUGGCCAUUUUGAGCCUGUAAUCGAACCCACAAAUGCUGAUGCUCCAAAUACUCAACUAGUCUAAAGAAGGCCAGUUUUAUUGCUUAUUUAAUCAGGACAACAGUUUCAGCUGUGCUAACAUAAUUGCAAAAGGGUUUUCUAAUGAUCAAUUAGCCUUCUAAAAUUAUAAACUUGGAUUAGCUAACACAACGUGCCUUUGGGACACAUGAGUGAUGGUUGCUGAUAAUGGCCUCUGUACGCCUAUGUAGAUAUUCCAUAUAAAAUCUGCCGUUUCCAGCUACACUAGUCAUUUACAACAUUAAACAUUUCUACACUGUAUUUCUGAUCAAUGUGAUGUUAUUUUAAUGGACAAUGUUUUUGCAUUUCUUUAAAAAACAAGGACAUUUCUAAGUGACCCCAAACUUUUGAACGGUAGUGUAAUUGUUUCAUGAUGCUUGCACAAGCCCCUGUUCAGGAUUUACCCACCAGCAUUAAGUGACAACAGCAGGCUAGUACAGGAAACUGAACACUAUUAUUUAAAGCAUUCUCUUAACACAACUCGCUUGCCCAGACAAGAAGAAGUUGUUUCUGCAAGACCUAAAACCCUUGGAAAUACUGGAAUAGGGGAAGGACACAUCCCCAAAGGAAUUUGGCUGUACCCAUCAUUACAUGCUGUAUUGGUGAUGAGCUCAAUACGCAUUGUUUUUCUGUUCUGGUCUUGGUGAUAUGCUACAUUCUGGAUUUAAAAAUAGAUGGAUUGUUGAUUGUUUGUACAUUAUCAACAUUUGCACACAAAAUCCGCUGGUUCUAACCGAGGAACCUGUUAGACCAAUGCGGUCCGCUGGUUCUAACUGAGGAACCUGUUAGACCAAGGCGAUCCGCUGGUUAUAACCGAGGAACCUGUUAGACCAAGGCGAUCCGCUGGUUAUAACCGAGGAACCUGUUAGACCAAGGUGAGGGGGCAGCCCUUAAAAUACAGUACAGGUAACCGGUGAGACAAAGUCCAUACAGAGAGCGAGAGAGAGACUCCAUAAUCUCCAUUCGUUGAUAAGUUUUCCCGUUGGCUCACCAUGGUUGAAUACAAAGUAAAGGUGACUACAGGGGACGGUCUAUUCUCUGGCUCAUCUGACUACAUUUAUGUCACACUGAUUGGAACAGAGGGGGAAAGUGAGCGCACUAACCUUGACAACUAUGGCCUAGAUUUCAUGACUGGGAUGACAGGGACCUACACUGUGACCAACCCCUCGUCUCUGGGGCGCCUCCUCCUGGUCAAGCUGGAGAAAGAGCAGUACCUGUUCCUGCCGGAAAAUGAGUUGUUCUGCUCCAAGGUUGUCGUGACGACGCCCGAGGGUGACGUAAUCCUUUUCCCUUGUUACAGAUGGGUGUCCAGAGGGGAAGUUGUGGAGCUGAGAGGAGGAAAAGCCAGGAAGAUUUUUGAGGAUGAGCUCCCUCUACUGGUGGACCAUCGUAAAAAGGAGCUGGAGCUUCAGAAGAAACUGUUCCAGUGGCUUGUGUAUGCCGAGGGAGUCACCCACAUCAAUAACGCCACUGAAGUCUCAGCCCUCCCUUCUGAAGUUCAAUUUUCUUUCUCCAAAAUGUCAGAGUUUAUCUACACCAAAGCUGCAGCUAUAGCUGAGCUCAAACUGAAAUGCCUGGUGAACUCCACCGAGCAGUGGAAAGACCUGGAGAUGAUGAAAACUGUUUUCUGGAAAAAUAGAACACCCAUUUCAGAAUAUGUUUCUGAGCACUGGAAGGAGGAUGACUUUUUCGGGUCCCAGUUUCUGAUUGGAUCCAACCCCAAUGUGAUCCAGCGCUGCACAACGCUUCCUCCCAACUUCCCUGUCACAGAUGAGAUGGUACAGCCCUUCCUGAAGGACGGGAGUUCCCUGGCGAUGGAGAUGCAGGAAGGAAACAUAUUCCUUUGCAACUACAAGAGGCUUGAGGGUGUGCCAACCCGGGUGGUCAAUGGUAAACCAUUGCCCCUCACGGCUGCCCUCUGCCUGUUCUACAAGAACCCAGAGGACAAACUGCUGCCUAUCGCCAUCCAGCUGGAGCAGCAGCCCUCUCAGCAGAACCCUAUAUUUCUGCCUAGCGACUCGAAGCACGACUGGCUGCUAGCCAAGAUCUUUGUGAGGAACGCAGAUUUCUCCGAGUACCAGAUCAGCUACCAUCUACUGGGCACUCAUUUACUGGCAGAGGCCUUCACUAUGGCAACCUUCCGGAGCCUUCCUAUCAUACACCCUCUCCACAAGUUGCUGAUACCCCACUUCCGUUACACCCUGCAGAUCAACCUUUUUGCGCGAAAAAGACUGUUUAGUCCUGAUGGACCCUUAGCAAAUGGUGCUAUGGGACAGGAGGGGUUGAGGGAACUCAUGAAAAGGGCACACUCAGAAAUCACCUACAGCUCCCUCUGUCUGCCGGAGAACAUUGUUGCACGAGGACUGGAGUCCAUCCCCAACUUCUACUACAGGGAGGACGGCCUGAAGCUGUGGAAGAUCAUCAACAGCUUUGUCCAGGGGAUGGUGGAGCACUUCUACUCCUCUGACAGUGAAGUGUCCAGGGACUCUGAGCUUCAGGACUGGAUCAACGAGAUCUUCAUCCAUGGGUUCCUUGGAAACAACAAGUCAGGAAUCCCUAAGCGAUUUGACAAAGUGGAGGAAGUUGUCAAAUUCAUUACCAUGAUUAUCUUCACUGUGUCAGCUCAACAUUGUGCCCUCAAUAUGGGGCAGUUUGACUACGGUGGUUGGGUACCCAACAACCCCCUGUUACUGCGCAAAGCUCCUCCCACCAUGAAGGGGAGAUCUAGCAUGAAAACCAUUUUGGAAGUACUGCCAAACAUCAGCACUACUGUCAACAACAUGGCUUCCGCAUGGCUGCUCAGCAAGAGAUACUCAGACAUAAUUCCCCUUGGUACAUACCCAGAUCAACACUUUGAUGAGGCUAUCCCAAUGCAGAUUAUUAAGCAGUUCCAAGCAAAGUUGUCCUACCUCAGUCAAUCAAUCAUUAAGAGGAAUGCCACACUUACACUACCCUAUAACUACCUGAACCCUGCUGAGAUGGAGAAUAGUGUAUCCAUAUGAUUGAUCUUAUGCCCAUAUCAUUGCAACCUGCUGGGCAAAUUGAAUGUACAACUGCACUGAACAGGGUAUUCAAAUGAUUACUGUUUACUUAAACAAACUAUUAACAUAUUGUGCUGUUGGGUUCUGAGAAAAUGAAAUAUACUUAUUCAUGUCACUGAGGGAGAGAGGUUAAUGUAUAACGUAAACAUUAUAUCAGGUAUCCUAUUGAAAUAUUGAGUGCAGGGAAGCGAUCACAUGUGGCAGGCAUUGAUAAGGGGAGAGAGCCAUGGAUUAGUGAUGAAGCGGGGUCGAGGUCAGGUCAGGUCACUUAAAGGGAGAAAUACAAGUUUAUCACAUAGUGUCCUGCCUAACAGUAAAAAUACAAUGUUUGUACAGAUGUGUAGGAGGAGACUCAGCCCAGGAGGAAGGGUUAAAUAUCAGUGCUUGUGUUAAAUAUCAGUGCUUGUGUUAAAUAUCAGUGCUUGUGUGAAAAUGUUUUUGUCUAAUGCAGCUGUAUUGAUCCUCUGGGAAGAAUUAAACUUGGUUAAGCUUUCAUAGUGUCCAUAUAGUUUUUUACUCAGAGAAUUAGAAUGUAACAGUACACAUUUUAUUGAAGAAGGCACUGGUUGCUAUACCCAUUAAAUGUUUGGGAGCAUAGAGUAUGCGACUUUCUUUCUUUUUACGAAUUGGAUUCGUAACAUAUCAUACGAAUUGUACAAAACAUAACAUAUCAUAAAAAAUGUAUGGCGUAGUAAACAAUUUGAUGACGGAGUACACGAAAAAUGGGACCUGUUUUUUCUUAUGAGCACCUCUUUCAAAACUACUGGCUGAAAUUAUACACAGGCUCUGGAGCAUCACUUCAAUCAUCAAUGAUAGCCAAAAUGGAUAACCAAAUUGAAGAUCUAGAAGGCAGCUGAAGUCCUGAAGUCACUGAGUACCACAGAGUCCUGGAUUAAAGUCGCAAGAAGUGGCUACCAACUUUAGAAAAUGGAACUUUGCAAUUAAUUGUCUUUAUAAAGAAUGCAUUAAUAAAGUGGAUUACAAAUGAAA